AUGUCUCCCCAUUAUUAUCAGGCAUAUAUGCAGGUCAUGCAGCCCGUAAUGAAUGCGCAGGGAUAUACCUUGUCGUCCACUUACAUGCCUCAACACACCACCGGUGGAAACACUUCACGAAAUGUAUAUCGUGAUGCUAGCAAUAGUGUCCCUGCGCGGACUAACGAUAGAAAGCCAGACUCCACCAGUGGCCAAACGUAUGCUAGUUGGUACCAGCCUGGCAACUGUCGCUGUACUCGUCAAGGUUGUGUGUUUACUGGCUCUAAGAAAUCAGUCGAGACACAUAUGAUGGACCGCCACUUCAUCUUCCCCCCUGGAUGGCAGAAAAAAGAUGAAUGGGAUACCGAUCCAAGUCUAAAAGGCAAACCUAUUGUGAUUCAAGGAACAUCUCUAAUCCUCGACUCCCAAGAAGCGAUCGAUGGCUGGAUAGCAGAGCGCAAGAACCGGUUUCCUACUACACAGAAAGUGGAAGAAAAGAAAAGGAAGCUAGAGGAGGCUGUCGCGAGAGGCCAGCUGACACCUGAAGACAUGGGCUUACAAGCCAGGAGGAAGCGGAGAAAGGACGAUUCAUCAUUUCGGAGCCAGCAACCAAGGGGUCGAGGGAGAGGAAUGGGUCGUGGCAGUCAUACUAGUUUCACUGUUUCGAGGACUCAAGAUACGUCAUCACCGAUGAAACCUCAGGCAGCACCUCUUCCCCCAUCAAUUCCUGCGGAGCAACAGGAUAGACCUGAUUUGGACUCAAGUUCGGAUGACGGCGCUCCUGAAGUUGUAUCUUCUAAGCCUCCUCAGGCUGCAGAGGCAGCCUUGGUCUUAGCACCGCUCAAGCAAGAACCGCAAUCACAACCGCAACCCAAACCCAUAAAAAGGCCACCUCAACCUCAACCCAAGCCCUCGCCGCGAAAUCCAUUUGCAUCACGACCUACAUUGCUCCGAAGUCUACUUCUUCCCGAAAUUCGCAUCACGGUAUCAAACCUGUCUCAAGCGAUUCGAUUUUUGGUUGACAACGACUUUCUGCGAGGAGUCGAGAUGAAGCCAGGCGAAGCGCAGCAAAAAAUGAUUGAAGUAGUGGGAAGCACUGGACCCCAAAUUCAAACUACUCUCUCAGAUCUGAAGUCCCAGAUGACUGCACCAGAAUAG
This is a messenger RNA of Suillus subalutaceus, 1137 nucleotides long. RefSeq lists its product as uncharacterized. The coding region runs from base 1 to 1137 and encodes 378 amino acids. Lineage: Eukaryota; Fungi; Basidiomycota; Agaricomycetes; Boletales; Suillaceae. Gene Ontology annotation, biological process: box C/D snoRNP assembly. Gene Ontology annotation, molecular function: RNA binding. Gene Ontology annotation, cellular component: nucleus. The record is from RefSeq and is a predicted model, not a curated record. The transcript is spliced from 3 exons.